AUUACGUACCUGAUAUAGCAUACAAAGGUUACAUGUUUGAAGAUCUUUAACUUUAAUCAAAUCGAAAGAGUGAUAUGUUGUUUUUAAGAAGUGUGAUUCUGUUAUUGAUAGGUCAAUGUUGUGGAUUUGAUAAAUUUAACAUUGAAGAGAACUGCGGUAAAUCUAUUAACAGCUUUGCGGGGCAGCUUACUAGUAAAUUUGAUUCGUCAAAAUAUAACUCAAAAUUAGUUGGAGGGCAAUGCCGUGUCACUAUCAAACUUGAGAGUUCGUUGUUUACGUCAAAGUCGCACGUGUUGUUUUAUUUCACAAAGGUGAAUCUAUUUCCCUCUUGUAAUGCAGGCAAUAUAACAUUUCUCGAUGGUGACAAGAAGUUGGCGAUUAAAGGAUUGCCUCGAUUUCUUUGCGGACAUCAUAAAGAUCUUGAACAAUCUGACAAAUUCUUUACAACGUUAAGUGAUAGAUUGACGGUUGUAGUUAAUACAAAUGAUGGUUUUGGAGCAAGUUACUACGGACAAUUCAACUUGAAAUACAUUAUGUUUAGUAAUGGCCCAUGUCACAGUGAACAUGUUUACAAAUGUUCAAAUGGACGCUGCAUCCAAAACUAUUAUCGUUGUUCGAGUCAGAUUAAUGCUUGCUUGGCAACAGAAGCAGUGUGCAAUGGAACUAGAGCUACAAAAGUCAAUGGUACUACAGAAGGCAAAGUACGGAAAGAUUUACAGAACUUGUAUGUAGCGGGGUGUGUAGUGAUACUCGCAAUGAGCGUUGUUUGCAUUUUCAAGAGAAAAUACGGACUAACAUGCCCAUCAUGUCCAAACCGGCAACCGCGCUUAACAAAUCAGGGCCGAAGCUGGGCACCAAUUAAUAUUCAAUCCAAUCUAGCACCAGAUGAACAAGUUCCUUUAUCAAACAGAAAUUUAAACGAAGUUAAUACAAUUGACACACUGACUGUUAGUCUUGACAAUUCAUUCCCUUCUGAGCAAAUAAUUUUUCCAAAUAGAUACAUGCUUGCCAUUACGUAUCCAGAUCAUCCACCUUUAUACGAAGAUGUCGAAGAUAAUAAUGAUAAUAAUGAAGAUAUUCUGCCAAGCUAUGGCGACGUUGUAGCUAAUCCUACAGAAUACACUAAUGUUUCACAAAGAUGAUAAAGCAUUUAACUAGUAGAGGAAGAAAACGGUAAAAAAAAAACGUUUUUGAAUACAAUGUGAAUAUUGAGUUUAUCUGGGAAGACGGAUUGAUGUCAAGAGUGUUGCUACUCGGACUAGCUGGUACUUGUCCCAUGUUUCGGUAAGCAUAGAGGACAUGCCACAGCACCCCUUCUAGUUUUCCACUGACGGUUUUUGAAUGAAAUGUUAACCAAAUAAUUGUUAUUGCCUUUAUUUGAUCAAUUUUGUUAAUUAAUAUAAGCAUCCAAAUGAUUCAGUUUAUAAUUGGUGCAAUAUUGAGUACGUUUUAGAGCAAUUUGUCUGAAUUUCCUAAACGUAAAUUGCAUGAAAAUUAUAAAUUACAUUA
Molecule: messenger RNA, 1509 nt
Organism: Ruditapes philippinarum (Manila clam)
Lineage: Eukaryota; Metazoa; Mollusca; Bivalvia; Venerida; Veneridae
Exons: 5
Coding region: 75-1142 (355 amino acids)
Source: RefSeq, a predicted model, not a curated record